Caenorhabditis sp. 36 PRJEB53466 is the source of this 1936-nucleotide messenger RNA. The record is from the annotation of a GenBank genome assembly. Lineage: Eukaryota; Metazoa; Nematoda; Chromadorea; Rhabditida; Rhabditidae.
AUGGCUUCCGCAGUGCUCCUGACGAUGUUGGUGGUCGGCGGAGAGGCGGCCAAGUUCUUGGAUACGGUAUGUUCACCCACCGAUUUUGUGGCGUCUGGGACUACAGCUUUGUAUUUUUUUGACUUUCCCGCUCCAAAAUGGCCUCCAAAAACCCAAACUUAACAGGUAGAGUGAUCAAAGUGCAAGUGCUAUUUUAUAGCUUUGUAGUUAGUGACUUGAUUGUAGAUCAGGUCCAAAUAGUAUUUCAAUUUCAAUAUUGAACGUGUUAAAAGUUGAAAAUCAUUCGAUUUUCUAUAUUAAACAUCAGAGUUGAGCGGAAGAACACGAAAUAAUUUUUAUCUUUUUUAGAAAAUUUUUUUAUGGAAUGUGAGCAACUGACGAAAUGUAUAGCAAAGUGAACUCUGCUCAUAAAAAAAUAAUUGUAAAUUUAGCUUUUUAUACAAAAAAGUUAGGGCUAACGGAAGACGGAAGGACAUUUUCACGGAACAACUCGAAUAACUUUUUUGUAUGAAAAGUUAAAUUUACAAUUAUUUUUCUAUGAGCACAGUUCACUUUGUUAUACAUUUCGUCAGUUGAUCACAUUCCAUAAAAAAAUUUUCUAAAAAAGAUAAAAAUUAUUUCGUGUUCUUCCGCUCAACUCUGUUGAACAUUUACUGCAAAAGUUGUAGUUGUGUGUGUGUGUGUGUGUGUGUUUGUUUUCUUUCUGUCAAGUCACAAUUUGUCGGUGAGUCAAUGUUCGCCAAACGUUUUGGCAGACUACAAUAUCAAUUUCCGCACAUUUCAGGUCUCAAAGCAAGCCAUCUCAGUGCUGCACGGAUCUCAGCGGGAGGGCGAGGUGCGACAGUGUACUUGCGAUGAGAUGAAGGAUUGUUACGACAGCUCGAAACAUCAGGCACUCGAUUGUUUCGAAGUUUGUUGGAAGACCGAAAUUCAACGGGUAUUGUACAUCCACGAACUAUAUUCGAACAUGUUCCGUUUCAGUUCAAACUCACCGACAACCCAGAGUCAUUGAAAGCAUGCUUCGAUGCGAAAAGACCGUUUGUGGAUCAAGUGAUCAAUUGUUUCCAGGAGAAAGUCAAGGCGUAAGUAUUCAUUACUGAUUUGCGAAGUUUACAGUAUCAUCAUAGGUGCACUGAGAACGGAGAACCGGGAGUUCGCGUCAAAGAAUACGACUAUCGGGAUAUGAUAAAGCGGGUUGAGGAUGCGGUCAACGCGCAGGUCAACUCGUUCCUCCAGUCCAUCGGAAACGAUAACGUCAAGGUUGGCGCGCGCCGCAUUUUCGGGGUGCCUCCACGCUCGUUUCGUUUUCAGGCUGUUGUCAAUGCCGGAACCGCCAUUGCGCAGUGUGUCAAAACGUGUUUUCUCGAGAAGAAUAAAGACGGAUUCUGUUUUAAUCGCAUUGGGUGAGUGACAAGACGAUUAGUCUCGCUUCCGACACUUUUAUACGAUAACUUUUGGUAACUGCUAGUGUUUUCAAAGAUUAUUGACAACUACAGCAGUCGAAUGACGUGGUUUAGUAGCCCAACCAACUGCCACGGUAUUCCCACAGCCUUAUGACGUGGCAACAAAGUAUCCCGGCAAUCUGAACUCUGUACACUUCCCAAUUUUUUUAGCACAAGCUGUAGUCUCAUUAGCUUGUGCAUAAGUACCGUUUCCAGUUGCGAACCGCAAAUCGUCGACAAAAACGCGCGAGUUGCAAUCCGUCAGUGUUCGCGAUCGGUUCAGUGGAAGAAAGAGAUGGAGACGUUCUGCCAUUGCUCAAGCGCCGCCGGAAUCAAGUGGGUUUUUGCGGAUAUUAUUAUUAUUGUUAUUGUUGGUUAACAUGAAAAAUGAAUGGGUUUCAUACAAUUGAGCUUGGAAGCAAUGAGGUGAAAUUUCAAAAUUUCUUUGCAGCGGUCUCUCGAGCUAUUGCGGAAUGCUUCAAGUGAUCGGAUGA